UUUAUUUUUUAUUUUUUUUAAAAUACAUAUGAACUGGAAAAGUCUACGCGAAUUUGGAAAGGGGAGGGAAAAGAGACCUUCUUGGUGCUGGAGAAAACUGCAAUGUGACUAUCUGGUAUAUGCUUCCUGCCGUCUCUCCCCCCCCACCCAAACUGUCGUUGAGAUGAGACUUCCAAAAAGUUGGCGGCUAAAGAUGAGAUCAACAUGCAAAGCAAAGGACUUCAGAAGUGGCUGUUGGUGAACAAAAAGCCUCGUCUUCUUUUGAUUCUUUAAUUUGUCUUUUUGAUGGGGAGAAUGGAGCUAAUUGAAACCUCCAGCAAUGGGCUGGUCUGUGCAGGACUAUGAAGAUAAUGAAAGGUGACAUGAAUGCCACUGGUGUGGCGUACAGUAAUCGAUCUGAGAAAAUCUUUCCUAAAUGGAGGUGAGCAAGUUGAGACUUAUGGCAGCUUUGUCAAGACUGGCUGAUGAAGGAGAUGCUGCCUUCUCCUUCCAAAAUGAAGAACAAACUUUCUUGUACACCAGGACAAAAUGAAAUGGAGAGACAAUCAGCAUUUCAUAGUUGUACACAAAAUUCUGUUCAUUUUCUAAUUCACCACAAUAUUGUUUUAGACGUAUCUGUGGCUCUCCCUGGAACAGCUGAGUGUUAACAAAAACAAUGUACUAUUAACAUGGUGGAGGUGCUUUUUUUUUCUACACUUCAUUGUUUGAUUGACCACCUUGGGACACCAAAUUACUCCUUAGCCUAGCAUAUGUGGAAGACUUUGAGGCAACAGCUCUAUGUGUUGUUUAUUUAUCAGUGGUAUUGCAUGGUAUCAACACAAUGCACCAGCAGUUGAAACUUUUUUCUGAGCCAUACCUAAAGACCUCAGCAGCGGAGACUUGUAGAUGCACCUUAUGGCAGGUGUUCUUUUUUCUUUUUCUGUGAAAGCUUUCAAGUGUAUUUUCCCAACACCAGUUGCUCAGUGCAUGUUUGAAAUCUGAGCACAGUGUUUUUCAAAAAGGUGUAUGCCUGUAGAGAGGAAACUGCCUAAUGGAUCAUGGCUAUAAUGUUUACAGGACAUUCCUUAUUUCUAGCAUUAGUGGUGUUGGCACUCUCUACUGUUGCAGAAUCUGCAAGCAAUUAUUCAGACUGGGUGGCUUUUGCAGAGAACGUGGAUCAGUACGAAGAGCAAAAAUUGGAAGCUUUCAGGACUAGUGAGAAAACAAAAAAGGCCAUUAUCCAUCCAAGCUUAUAUUUUAAUGCUGAUGAGAUCCCAGCACUGAGGCAGAAAGCCCGCAUGAGCCAUCUGCACCUUUUUAGAACAAUCCGAAGUGCGGUGUCAGUGAUGCUCUCCAAUCCGUCCUACUACCUACCUCCACCCAAGCAUACUGAUUUUGCUGCCAAGUGGAAUGAGAUCUAUGGAAACAAUCUUCCUCCCUUAGCAUUGUAUUGUCUCCUGUGCCCAGAAGACAAAGCUGCCUUUGAUUUUGUGGUAGAAUAUAUGGACAGAAUGACUGGAUACAAAGACUGGCUGGUGGAGAAUGCCCCAGGGGAUGAAGUUCCGCUUGGGCACUCUUUAACUGGCUUUGCCACAGCUUUUGAUUUCUUAUAUGCCUCUCUAGAUGAUGGCAGAAGGCAAAAAUAUUUUGCCAAGAUAUGGACCAUGAGCGAGGAAUUGUAUGAAUAUUCCAAAGUACGUUCCUGGGGCAAGCAACUUCUUCAUAACCACCAAGCCACUAAUAUGCUAGCAUUGUUGAUUGGGGCCCUUGUAACAGAAGGAGGCAUUGAGUCCCAAGCCAAUACCUGGAAACAUGCUGUAGUGGAUGUGAUGGAGAAAACCUUGUUUUUACUUAAUCAUAUUGUCGAUGGCUCUUUGGAUGAAGGUGUGGCAUAUGGUAGUUAUACGGCCAAAUCGAUUACUCAGUAUAUUUAUCUGGCACAACGGCACUUUGGAAUCAAUAAUUUUGGAAACAACUGGCUCAAAAUGCACUUUUGGUUCUAUUAUGCUACACUUUUACCAGGCUUUCAGAGGACUGUAGGUAUAGCUGAUUCUAAUUAUAAUUGGUUUUAUGGCCCUGAAAGCCAGCUAGUUUUCCUUGAUAAAUUUGUAUUGAAGAAUGGAAUGGGCAACUGGCUCGCACAACAAAUUAGAAAACACCGGCCAAAGGAUGGCCCAAUGGUGCCAUCCACUGCCCAGCGGUGGAGUACACUUCACACAGAGUACCUGUGGUAUGACCCGGAACUCACUCCACACCCUCCACCUGAUUAUGGCAAUGCUAAAAUGCAUAUAUUCCCUAACUGGGGGGUUGUUACGUAUGGAGCAGGGUUGCCAAACACUCAGACAAACACCUUUGUUUCUUUUAAAUCUGGAAAAUUGGGUGGCCGUGCUGUCUACGAUAUAGUCCAUUUCCAGCCAUAUUCUUGGAUUGAUGGGUGGAGAAGCUUCAAUCCAGGGCAUGAACAUCCAGAUCAAAAUUCUUUUACGUUUGCUCCCAAUGGACAGGUUUUUGUAUCUGAGGCCCUCUAUGGUCCCAAGCUUAGCCACUUGAAUAAUGUGUUGGUGUUUGCUCCAUCUCCCACGAGUCAAUGCAACCAACCUUUUGAGGGUCAGCUUGGAGAGUGCACUCAGUGGCUUAAGUGGACUGGGGAUGAAGUUGGAGAUGCAGGCGGUGAACUCAUCACAGCUUCUCAGCAUGAUGAGAUGAUGUUUGUGAGUGGGGAGGCAGCAUCUGCAUACUCCUCUUCAAUGAAACUAAAAAGUGUAUACCGUUCUCUGCUCCUGCUAAAUCCUCAGACAUUACUUGUAGUGGACCAUAUAGAAAAGGAGGAGAACUCUCCCAUCAACUCCAUCAGUGCCUUUUUUCAUAACCUUGACAUUGAUUUUAAAUAUGUACCAUAUAAAUUUAUGAACAAGUAUAAUGGAGCCAUGAUGGAUGUAUGGGACGCUCACUAUAAAAUGUUUUGGCUUGACCAUCAUGGAAAUAGCCCUGUUGCUAGGAUACAAGAGGCCGAGCAGGCAGCUGAGUUCAAAAAGAGGUGGACACAGUUUGUAAAUGUCACUUUUGCUACAAAAAGCACCACUGCCAGAAUUGCCUACCUGUUCUAUGGGCCUUAUGUCAAUAUUUCUAGCUGUAGGUUUAUAGAGGAUGCCCGAUCAGGGUUUCAGAUGGCUCUAAAUGUCAACAAUACAGAAACUAUUUUCUCUGUUGCAACGGACUAUCUAAAUCUGAGGACGAGAUUCAGUUACUUAGGCUUUGGUGGCUAUGCCAAGGUAAUCACUCAAGGAAAAGUUACUAGAUUUGGUUUGGGCACUGAAAUAGUUGAAAAGCAGGCACUGGCUACCAGAACUGUUUUCCCAUUUGGAUUUAAAGUGAAUAUAAUUGUGGGGCUGGUUUUGGGGAUUAGCUUGGCCAUACUGGCUUUUCAGUGGCGGUUCUACAUUUCCUUCAGCAAACUUUUGCGUUGGGUUCUGAUUCUGGUCAUCACGUUGUGGUUUGUUGAACUGGUGGACGUGUGGACUUCUUGCACGCAACCGAUCUGUGCAAAAUGGAGCAGUGAUUUGACGAGCACCGAACAUAGUGCAGGAAAGGAGCAAGGAUAUCCUGUGAGCAUGCCCGAUGUUGUCAUCACCUCUCUCCCCAGUUCAGGUGCAGAAAUUCUGAAGCAACUGUUUUUCAACAGCAGUGACUUUGUCUACAUCAGGAUUCCUACAGGGUAUCUUGAUAUCCCUGAGACAGAAUUUGAGAUUGACUCCUUUGUCGAUGCCUGUGAAUGGAAGGCAUCUGAUGUUCAGAGUGGCCGCUUUCGUCUUCUCCAGGGUUGGUUGCAGUCUCUGGUCAAAGACACAAAACUUCAUUUACAGAAUAUUCAUUUACAUGAAACCAGCAGAAAUAAUAAAUUAAUCCAGCAUUCUGCUACUAGCAAAGACAAGAAGAGGAGACCCAGGAAGAGAGAAUCUAUAGUGGAACAAAGAAACCGGUUGAGAGGUAGUUUGGACAAAGAUGCUGAAUACAUUAAAGAACUGAGGAGACACCUUGCCUUCUUUCCCAAUGCACGUCCUGUACUUAGUCUGAGCAGUGGGAGCUGGACAUUAAAGCUUCCUUUCUUUCAAGAAAUCAUAGGUCCUUCACUGAAAGCACUCUAUGUAGUACGGGACCCUCGAGCGUGGAUUUACUCAGUGUUGUACAAAAGCCAGCCUAGCCUUUACUCCUUGAGAAAGGUGCCUCAGCGCUUAGCUAUGCUGUUUAAAGCAGAAUACGGAAAAGGCAAGUGCAGUUUAAAUUCAGGCUAUGCCUUUGAAUAUGAACCACUGAGGGAAGAACUCUCUGAUUCAGAUUCAAAUGCAGUCUCUGUGAUGUCCCAUUUGUGGGUGGCAAACACAGCAGCAGCCCUCAGAAUCAAUGGGGAUUUGCUGCCAGCCAAUUAUCUGCUCCUUAAGUUUGAAGACAUUGUGGGCUUCCCCCAGAAGACAGCUGAAACCAUCUCUACCUUUCUGGGCAUCCCCCUGUCUCCUGCCAGUUUAAACCAAAUAUUAUUUGCCACUUCCACCAAUCUUUUCUACCUUCCUUAUGAAGGAGAAGUAUCCCCAGCAAGUAUCUACGCCUGGCAACACAAUAUGCCUCAUGAGGAAAUUAGUCAGAUCGAGGACAUCUGUUCAACUCUAAUGGACCGCUUAGGAUAUCCAAAGUUUACUGAUUUAAAUGCUGCGGGUCAGCAGUAGUUUGCACUAAGGAUCUCUAGACUCUUCAAUUUGUAGAUAUGAAUCAGAGAAGCUAGUUUAUUCUUGUAAAAUGUCUGUACAGUCUGUUGCACCUGAAGAGAGAGAUUAUUUUAAAUGAAAAGAGAUAUUUGGUCUAGUCAGUUUUUGCUUUUCUUCCCCUCCCUUCCCUAAAAACAAAACAAAACAAAAACUCCUAAUUCUUUUGCUGCCUUUUAAAAUAAAGCUGUAUGAAUCUCUA
Messenger RNA from Heteronotia binoei (common prickly gecko), 4938 nucleotides. RefSeq names its product dermatan sulfate epimerase like (gene DSEL). Bases 1038 to 4700 code for a protein of 1220 amino acids. Gene Ontology annotation, molecular function: sulfotransferase activity; chondroitin-glucuronate 5-epimerase activity. The record is from RefSeq and is a predicted model, not a curated record. The transcript has 2 exons. NCBI's taxonomy places the organism in Eukaryota, Metazoa, Chordata, Lepidosauria, Squamata, Gekkonidae.